Messenger RNA from Terrapene triunguis (Three-toed box turtle), 1936 nucleotides. RefSeq names its product family with sequence similarity 13 member C (gene FAM13C). The transcript is spliced from 16 exons. The coding region runs from base 20 to 1930 and encodes 636 amino acids. Lineage: Eukaryota; Metazoa; Chordata; Testudines; Emydidae. The record is from RefSeq and is a predicted model, not a curated record.
CUGCUUUAUUGACUAACUGAUGUUUUCUUGUUUCUGUUUCAGCAUUCAGGAUCAUUCCUUCAACAAUACAGCUUUAGCAGAGUGUGACGAGGAUACAGAGUCUGUACAUGAAGACCAAGCAGCAAACUCCAUCCACAGAGAUGAAAACAACAAAGAAAACUAUCCCAACAACACUACAGUCUUAGAGGACAGCCAGCCAGCAUUACGAGAUACCCAGCAGCACGUGGAACAGACAGCUCAUGACUGCACACUACGGGUUGGAAUGGGCAACUUAAAAUUAAGAAAGCCCAAAUCCAUUGCAAAACUAGAAAAUGGGAAAAACCAUGAAGAAAGUCAGGAGAUGGAGAAUGCAUUGCCAGGAUUCUCAGAAUGUCAGGGGAAAACAGGAAUGUCCGCUAAUGACUACACCCAGAAUGUGGCUUUCAGAUGCCAGGAAACAGUCGUGAGACUUCAACCAAGAAUAGAUCAGUGCGCAUUUCUUUCACCAAAGGAACCUACUGAACAACUGCAGAAUUUAAAUGAGGAAGAAACUCCUCAGCUGCAGGCUUUCAAGGAUCCUCCAGCCCCUUCAUCAAUUCAAUCCAGUGUGCAAACUGAUGGGGCUAGUUGUGGAGAGCAAUGUCACUUCAUUUCUCCUAUUAUUGAUUUUAAUUUAAUGCAUCAGCAGAGAGAUAGUGAAGAGCCUGUACCAGCCCAUAGAGACUGGCAGAGUGACGCAGACAACGGCCCAGAAGACCAUCACUCCUUAGGGACCAGUAGACUACUAUAUCAUAUUACUGAUGGAGAUAAUCCCCUUCUGUCACCACGCUGCUCAAUCUUUAGUCAAAGCCAGAGAUUUAAUUUAGACACAGAGUCGGCCCCUUCCCCACCAAGUGCUCAACCUUUCAUGAUGCCCAGAAGUUCUUCCAGGUGUAAUUGUGAGGACUGCAAAGAACCGCAGACAGUAAUGCAACUUACCAAACAUCUUCAAAGUCUCAAGAGAAAAAUCAGGAAGUUUGAAGAAAAGUUUGAACAAGAAAAAAAAUAUCGGCCUUCACAUGGUGACAAAACUUCCAAUCCUGAAGUCCUGAAAUGGAUGAAUGACUUGGCUAAAGGUCGUAAACAGCUCAAAGAGCUUAAACUCAAAAUGUCAGAAGAGCAAAAUUGUACCCCUAAAGCACCCAAAAGAAUUGUGCAGCAUGAGAGCACUGGAAUAUACAAGGAGACCAGGAAGCAAGAAGCAGCAAGUACUGAACCAAAUCCAUCCAUCGAAGAAACCAUGGAUACCGUAAUGAAGCGAUUAAAGGAGAAACGACAACAGCUUAACCUCCCUGAGACUAUAAAGGAUAUGACAAAAAAGCAAAUGGCUUUGGAAAAAAUCAGUCUUCAGAAAUGUCUGCUAUAUUUUGAGAAUAUUCAUGGACGACCUGUAACUAAACAAGAGAGGAGUAUUAUGAAGCCUCUUUAUGACAGAUACAGAAUUAUCAAGCAACUUCUCUCAACACCAUCUUUGAUUACAACAAUUCAGGAGGAAGAAGAUUCAGAUGAAGACCAUUCUCAAAGCAGCCAUGAAUCAUCAUCCAGUCCGGCAUCUAACCUUCCUGUAGAUGACCAUCUUUAUUGCUCAGAUGAGGAGAAUGAGCCUGCAAUUGUUUCACCUCUGGAUGAAAAAAAGGCAAUCAAACAAUCAGCCCUAUCUCUGUCCAAUUUACAUGAGGCCACAAUGCCUGUGCUACUUGAACAUCUCAGAGAAACAAGAGCUGACAAGAAAAGGCUUCGCAAAGCUCUGAGAGAAUUUGAGGAACAGUUCUUUAAACAAACAGGAAGGAGUCCGCAAAAGGAAGAUCGCAUCCCCAUGGCUGAAGAGUACUCUGAAUAUAAGCACACAAAAGCCAAACUCAGGCUCUUAGAGGUUCUCAUCAGUAAGCACGACGUCUCUAAAACAAUUUGAAGUCAA